GCUGAUGCUGAUUUUUUAAACAAGCCUCUUGAGUACUUUUGGGAGAUGCACACAAUAUUUGGAAGUACCAUGGCUACAGGCAAGUUUGCAAAGGACUCAAGUACACUUCUAGGUACAGAGGAUGAAGGUGCAGAGGAUUGGGAGACUGAGGAAACUGGAAAGAGUAAUGGGGAUGCCAUUGCCAAUGAAAACAACAAUGGGGAAACAUCAUCUGCAAGCAAGACCAGCAAGAUUGGCAAGACCAACAACAACAAGAAGACCAACAAGAGGUCGAGGACUGAUUUUGAUCCAUUGGUUGUUGCAAUUAAUAGAGGAAGUAACAAGAUAGCCAAAGCGAUAAAGGAAGUGGCCAAAUCAGACAAUGAUGUGCCUUCAGAUUUGUUUGACAACUUGAUGACUCUGAAUGGUAGUUUCAAUGAGACUCACUUAUCCUUCUAUGCCCAUUUGGUCUCCCAACCUCACAUAGCUAGAGCUUUCAACAACUUGCCUUUUCACCAUAAAUUAAAUUGGGUUGCAAAGCACAUUGCUGACAACUACCCUGAGCAGUAAGGGUAAGUUGUAGUGGUAGGAUUAAUCUUUUGUUAGUACCACAUACAACUAUAUAUUUGUGGUCUAAGUAAGCUUGUAUCUUGCUAUGUGGAAGCCUUGAACUUGCUAUAUAUUGUGUAAGGCUUGAACUUGAUGCAUCGUGCAAGCAUGAGACUUGGUAAUGUGUGUAAGGUUUGACCUUGAUAUUAUGUCUAAUGUGGCCUAAGACUUGUAUUUGGCUGUUAAGUUGUGGUGCC
This is a messenger RNA of Panicum virgatum (switchgrass), 785 nucleotides long. RefSeq lists its product as uncharacterized. The transcript has a single exon. The record is from RefSeq and is a predicted model, not a curated record. The coding region runs from base 46 to 549 and encodes 167 amino acids. NCBI's taxonomy places the organism in Eukaryota, Viridiplantae, Streptophyta, Magnoliopsida, Poales, Poaceae.